CGUGCCUUUCCUGCAUCAACACUGGAACAGCAUUUCACAUGGCAGCUUUUCGGACCACUCCAUGGAGGCUGAUUUCUGGGGUCUUAGGAGUAAUGUGCCUUUUGUCGGUGGCUGCUUUGGGAGUUUUGUUGAAAAAUUCAUUUACUAAACAAAGUGUUCAGCCAACAUUCUCUCCAGGACCCUCCACAGAUCUCCAGGAAGGAUCUGGCUGCUGUUCUUGCCAAGAAAAGUGGCUUGGCUACCAAUGCAACUGCUACUUCAUUUCUAAUGAAUUAAAAACAUGGAAAGACAGUAGAAAUUUUUGUGUUUCUCAUAAUUCCAGUCUACUUCAGAUACAAAAGAGAAAUGAACUGCAUUUUAUGAACUCCAGUUCCUAUUAUUACUGGAUUGGGCUCUCUUACAGUGAAGAACAUCAUGCCUGGUUGUGGGAGGAUAAUUCUACUCUCUCCCAAGAUCUAUUUCUAUCCCUUCACCCUCUAAAUCCAAAGAACUGCAUAAUAUAUGGCCCAAGCGGAAGUGUUUUCGAUAUGGACUGUGGAAGUAAAUAUCGUUAUAUCUGUAAGCAACAGCUUAUUUAG
Eubalaena glacialis (North Atlantic right whale) is the source of this 578-nucleotide messenger RNA. It is a transcript of the gene KLRD1, whose product is annotated as killer cell lectin like receptor D1. The record is from RefSeq and is a predicted model, not a curated record. The transcript has 6 exons. Gene Ontology annotation, biological process: positive regulation of natural killer cell mediated cytotoxicity; stimulatory C-type lectin receptor signaling pathway. NCBI's taxonomy places the organism in Eukaryota, Metazoa, Chordata, Mammalia, Artiodactyla, Balaenidae. The coding region runs from base 39 to 578 and encodes 179 amino acids.